AUCUCAUCCUCAUCUCAUCUCAUCAGCGUGAAACCAUUUCCAUUGCUCACAUUCACAUUCUCAGCAUCAUCAGCAUGAUGCUCACGCCAAUCAUCGUGUCAUGCAUCAUCGUCAUCAAUGCGCGAAGUUCUCCUGAGAAAAUUCGUCCGUAAAAGCUCGAGAGCGCUGGAGAGCGAAUUGGCAACAGUGGUUGCAACCUUUCCGGUGGUUACCGAUCCGACGCUCGUGCGUCAGUUUGUCAGCUCAGUUCGGUGCGUUCGGUAGCUCCCGAUGAAGAAAAAAAGCAACAAGAUAGCAACACCCGGUCUAAGCUAUUCCCUUCCAGACAGCUAUCGGCUUAUCGGCUUCCAAUAAAACAUUGGCCGUCAAAGUGCCCGCGAGUGGAGUGCAAAAGGAGUGUUUUUUGUUUCCUUUCCUAGUUGUGAGUGUAUCUGUGUGUUGCAAUGUGUGCCAGUGUGUGCGUGUGAUGGGUUUGGUAUGGUGAAGAAGGGAAAAUAAGGAAAAAGCGCGGCGUGACACGACACUUCGUGCCCGACGUGCUAACGACGAAAAUAUACGCUUUUUCGGGUAAGCUCCGUUGACAGACGAACACACGGUCACAGCACUUUGUGUUUCCGUUUGCUGCACGCAGCAAAACGGCACGUACCGGGUUUGUUGGGUUGCAAAAGUUUGGCUGCGAAAGUUAAUAGUAGUCGCCAAGGAUCACAACCGUCUGCGUACCGGUGUAGCCGCUUCACGUCAAACUAUCAUCACCUGUAAGGGUACCGUUGUCAAGGUUCGACCGAUGAACCGAAACCCAUCCAACCGAUAGCAAGUGCAUCCGCCAUCGAUCGGCCGGUCGGUUGCUCGUAGGUAGCGCACGUUUCGGAACGCACCCGAUGGCAGACGCUAGUGGACGCGCCUUAUAGUAGUCGAGCGGACGGCGUUACGCGCACCAUUCGCAACCAAUGGAUUUCCAUAAAGCACCACCACCCCGGCCACCAAGCCUGACGGCCACCCUCUCCAAGGCGAACGACGUGUACGAUUAUAUAUUCAUCGACAGCGGUAGUCCCGAUUCGUACCUGAGUGCCGACGUCGGCAGCAUCGGUAAUGAAACGUUCUUCAACGAGUCUGCAAAUGCGUUCGCCAACACCACCGACCUCGGGCUGGUUCCGGCCGUCUUCAACGGUACCGCCGACGAACCGCUGGCCGACGUGAUCGUGAUGGCGAUCACCUCGCUCGUACUAGGAUUGAUGAUUUUAGUCACCGUGAUAGGAAACGUUUUCGUAAUAGCUGCCAUCAUUUUAGAGCGUAAUUUACAAAAUGUAGCUAAUUAUCUGGUCGCAUCGUUGGCCGUCGCCGAUCUGUUCGUGGCGUGUCUGGUGAUGCCACUCGGUGCCGUGUACGAGAUAAGUCGCGGUUGGAUCCUUGGUCCAGAGCUGUGUGAUAUAUGGACGUCGUGUGAUGUACUCUGUUGCACAGCAUCCAUCCUUCAUCUAGUAGCGAUAGCAACUGAUAGGUACUGGGCGGUGACUAACAUCGACUACAUACACUCCCGCACUAGCCGCCGUGUCUUUACGAUGAUCUUUCUCGUUUGGUUUGCGUCCGUCAUCGUAUCGCUGGCACCCCAGUUUGGCUGGAAGGAUCCAGAGUACCUACAACGAAUAGAGGAGAAAAAGUGCAUGGUUUCGCAGAACAUUGCUUACCAGGUGUUUGCCACGUGCUGUACGUUUUACGUUCCUCUCUUUGUUAUCCUAGUGCUGUAUUGGAAAAUUUAUCAAACUGCCAGACGGCGGAUACACCGUCGGGGGCCAAAAAUACCAGCCACACCGAACAGCAGCAAUCAGGAGGAAACACCAAAGCCAAAGUCGAAGAUACGAUUUCACCUGAAGAAAAAGUUCACCAAUCCCACCAAGUCGGCCGUUUCAUCGCUCGGGCUAGUAGAAGGCAAUUCGACCAACACGGUCAACACCGUGGAGGAUACGGAGGAUAGUACGAACGCGACCGAACGGAAAGGUCUCGAAACGACGUUCAGUGGCGAUGAGGGCAACAACACACCGGUGGGUAACAAUCAAAUACCGACGGUGUCGUACGAGGUCACGCAUCAGCAGCUAGCGCAGGCAGCCGGUGGUUCGGAAUCGAAUAAUAACAACCCUCGACCGAACCUGGCCGCCGGCAAAACCAGCCCCAGUGGAAACGGUGGCACACCACUGCCGAUAGCUCAACCGAACCAGCUGGCCACUACGCCGUUGCUACCGCACCAUCAGCACCAGCCCCAAACGCCCCGGGCACUGCACCCGGAACUACCGGGCCACCAUCACAAUCAAGCAUCGAAGCAACCGCCCACCGUUGGCCAUCUGAUGGCAACGCCGACCGGUGGGCUGCAGGGUGGCGUAACAGGCGGUGGUUCCACACUGAACAUCUCCUCCACACCGAACCCCCACGCCCAGGUAUCGAAGCGCAAGGAAACGCUCGAGGCGAAGCGUGAACGCAAGGCGGCCAAAACGCUCGCCAUCAUUACGGGGGCGUUCGUCGUGUGUUGGUUGCCAUUCUUUCUGACCGCGCUGCUGCUGCCACUGUGCGAAAGCUGCUCGAUCAACGAUACGGUCGCGUCACUGUUUCUCUGGCUCGGCUACUUCAACUCCACGCUCAAUCCCGUCAUCUACACCAUCUUCAGCCCGGAGUUCCGGCAGGCUUUUAAGCGAAUCCUGUUCGGUAGCCAUCGAUCCACCAACUACAGGCGGGGCCAACUUUAAAGCCGAUGAACAACGGUUCCGGUUGUGCACAGGGGGGGUAAGUACGCUUCCAUCGACAAACACGCGUUUUAACGAGCACGUACAUUUUCUAGAUGGCAUUCAAGCAGAUAGACGUGUUUUGCUUUGUAGUCGGCCAUAAUCGUUAGUGAUGGUAUUUUCAGAGAGAGAGAGAGAGAGAGAGAUUCACCCAAUCCGGAGCGGCUCUUUGCUGGUACUUGAUUUUUGGAGCAUUUGGAAGAUUCACGGAAUGCAAUUAGCAAUGAAACAGAAUUUUUGCAAAUCCAAUCAUAUUUCACUUGUUGCGUUAGAGGAUUUGGGAUAUUCAUACGAUUUUUGUUUUUGCUUUAAGGUGAUAAGGAAUCGCGAGUUGAAUUGCGGAAUCCUGAUUUCCAGAUUAUAAUCCCUUGUUGUGCUUAGUGGCAUUACAAUUUCAGAUAUCUUUGAUGCUCAGUCGUCCUCAUACAGCAUUUUCAAAUUUCAGGAUCUCGUUCGAAAUGUAAUUGAUGCUUUAUUAAAUUUUCACAAUUUAAGAAAGAUUUACAAAAAAUCCAUACCGUACUUCACAUGUUUCACCACUUGCGAGGAAUUCAGAAAUUCUCCAAUACUUACAAUUUUUAGUAUUGCUCAAAAACUCCUUGCAAUUUCCUUGGAACCUGUAAAAAUAUUUCAAAUAAUUCAUUUAGCACCGAACACUCUCCCUUGAGGUAACCAUUUCUAUCACUUUGCGAAAGGAUGACCAAAAAUUCCAUUCCAUAAAAAUCAUCUCAACGGGAUAGAAACACACAGAAGAAUUGGAAAAUAAUUGACCAUUACGGGGUGCGGAACCCAAAACGGUAAUGAACCAUGAUCGAAGGUCCGAUUUCUAAGGAUUACCGAUUUAAAGAUAGCUGAUUUCAACGACCGGAACCUUUGGAUUGAAUUACAUGAAAACACUUUUAUCCCUUCGUUGCUAAUUGUUUCACACGCUUUAGAAGAAAAAUUUACUAUUACAUAGCAAUUUUUCUUUUAAACCAAAGUGAUUCUGAAUGAUUUACUUUCUACGCUAUAUUUCCAUCGUUGUUUGUUUGAUCGUUUUUUAUGAAAGAAAAAUGUAUAUAAAUAUAUAUACGGAAGGAAAGAAAAACAUUUAUAAUCUUUGAUUUUCCGUUUGACCUUUACGAACAAUCAAACAGGAAGAAAGAUAAAGCCAUUUUUUAUAUCGAUCAAAAUCUCAACCAUUCUUGACGCGCGAGCUCAGAUUGCAAAAAUUAAUCCGUCUCUUUACAUUUCUAAAAAGCACUCCAAGCUUUCGAUGCUGUAAAACUGUAAGCAAAACAUUCACCAAAAAAAAAAAAAAUAAAUAAACCAUCUUCAAACAGCAUCGAAAUUCCUUUGCUGAUUCUUGCAGCGAGCUGGUGAGUUUCCAUUCCCUAGCAUCGCUCAUUAACUCUCAGCGGGUCACCACACCGGACGUAAACUGGUGGCCCUGAUUAGUAGCUCAUAAAAGCGGUCCCGAACCCGAUCCCCGGGGUGGUUCCGCUUUAACCUCCCGGUUCGCUAAAAAAGGGCACCCGGGGUACUUGUGAAAGGGGAUUUUGCUUUUUCAUUCCGUAUGCCCUAAGGGCAAAAAAUUAAUUACACCAGCGCCUGAGAUCGUAUCCGUAUCCGUCGCCCGGUAUAAGAUUGUUGACUGUUUCUCGUGUCCGCACGUUUCCCUCGGCUGCUGGAUCCAAAUAGGAUGGUUGAUAGGACGCUCGAAUUGCGAAAGAUUUGAAAGGGUAAAAAGAAGAAAAUGGAGGAAAAUAAGGAACGGAAAACAUCAGAUAUGCUACGCAACUUGUUUCGAUCGGAUGGAAGAAAAUCUAAAAGAAGAACAAGCAUCCAAUAAAGGCUAAGCGAUGUUGAAAGGAUAGCAGUCAGUGCGGCGGCAUCAUAACACAAAAAAAAAAUAACACACGUCCCAACCUUUACAAAACCUUCCCCACUUCGCAGCCGAACGAAGGGAUGUUUUUCAUAACACAAAGGACACGGAAGGAUGGUUCUGGAAGAAUACUUCACCCGGCCCCGGGAGCAAACUAUUCAAAACGAUAUUGCCAUAGAAUGCGGCCGAUCCGAUGGCACAAGCAUUGCUGUCUUUCUUCCAAACGCCACAAACGGACCUUUUGCACGAACUGCAUCGGGAUGGAAUUGUUUCCUUUUUGCUUUUCCAUUUUCCCCUCGUACCCG
Anopheles funestus (African malaria mosquito) is the source of this 4940-nucleotide messenger RNA. RefSeq names its product 5-hydroxytryptamine receptor-like. Gene Ontology annotation, biological process: adenylate cyclase-activating adrenergic receptor signaling pathway. Lineage: Eukaryota; Metazoa; Arthropoda; Insecta; Diptera; Culicidae. Bases 948 to 2735 code for a protein of 595 amino acids. The record is from RefSeq and is a predicted model, not a curated record. The transcript is spliced from 10 exons. Gene Ontology annotation, molecular function: G protein-coupled receptor activity. Gene Ontology annotation, cellular component: membrane.